This is a messenger RNA of Lactuca virosa, 927 nucleotides long. Lineage: Eukaryota; Viridiplantae; Streptophyta; Magnoliopsida; Asterales; Asteraceae. The record is from the annotation of a GenBank genome assembly.
AUGCACAAGAUUCGUCAACGUCUGAACCGCGUCAAACAAUGCGAAAUAUCCCAUAAUUGCAUAUCCAUUUUCUUAGUUACAAUAUCAAACUUACGAUUUCAUCUGUCCAACACUAAUUCCACCUACUCGAUCACUUCUUUUAAGAUGGAAGACCACCUAAUUUCGCGUGUUGAUCAGCUCAGUGAUGCUGCUAAUCUGCCGACUGAUACAACGGAAUACGAGGCAUCCGGUGAGAAAGAGCCAUUGAUUCCGUCAACUGAAUGCCGCAUCUGCCAGGAGGAAGAUAGCAUCAAAAACCUAGAAGUUCCUUGCGCUUGCAGCGGCAGCCUCAAGUUUGCGCAUAGAAAAUGUGUUCAGCGAUGGUGCAAUGAAAAACGAGAUAUCAUCUGUGAAAUCUGUCAUCAGCCUUACAAAUCUGGUUAUUCUGCUCCUACACCUCAAUCACAAGACACCGUUAUUGAUAUCAGCGGAAGUUGGACUAUUGCUGGUUCACCUGUAGACUUGAAUGAUCCUCGAGUUUUGCCUAUGGCAGCUGAGAAUAAUUAUGAUGAAUAUGAAGAAAACAGUACCAGUGCAGCUUCUUUUUGUCGCUCAUCUGCUAUCAUAUUGAUGGGUCUUUUGCUGUUGAGGCAUGCUCUCACAAUCGGAUAUGGUGGUAGUGAUGAUGAUGAUGAUGUUGAUGAUCCUUCUGCCUUUUUUGCUCUGUUUGUGCUUCGGGCAGCUGGGUUUCUUCUUCCUUGCUACAUAAUGAUUUGGGCAAUCAGUAUAUUGCAGCACCGUAGGCAAUCCCAGGAAAGGGAAGCACUGGCAGCAGCUGACGUGGCAUUCAUGAUUCAUUCAGGGCAACAUAGAGGGUUGCAAGUCACCAUUGCACCAGGACCUGCCAUGUCACCGACACCUGUCAUACCAGUGCCCAAUUACCCAUAG